UUUUUUACAAUCUCGUACGUUUUUUUUUUUAGUCAAUUAAAAUUACAUAAUAUUGUAUAUUUUAUUAGCGAAAAAAUAAAGUGUACGGUCCGCGGUUUUCUACGAUACAAAACGUUAUCCUGUGGCCGAAACCCUCUAUCCCCCCACCACCCCGGCGACGGUCAUAUACCAGCGGCGUACGAAUACAUCGGCAUCGGUAUGUUCGUCAUGGCGGUCCGACCGACGACCAUCGCCACCAGUUUCGAAUAAACCGACGUGCAGGCUGCGUAUCGUGUGGUCGUCGAAAUCGUCUGUAGAAUUUUUUUUAUCAUUAUAAUUAUUACUACCGCGAUUUACGGUAUUCAACGUUACGAUAAUUUAAUAUAAUAAUUUUACAUCGCAUCCGUCUCCCCUCGGUGUUGUUCGUUUUUAAUUAAUUUUGAUUUUUCGCGUUUUUUUUAACCGCGCGUGCCUGGCGCGCUGCUGCGCGUUUGUGAGUUUUGUGCGUGUGUUACUAUUUUGUGUUUUUGGUGUGCCCGCGUUUGUGACGUGACAAAGUGCUGCGUGCGAGCCCGGUACGACCAUGCGCUCCAUCGAGUUCGGAUAAGUCUCGGUGCGGGUUUUCGUGUUUCGGUCCGGAAUUUUUGUUCUGUGUGCGUUUGCUAAAAAUAGUCCAAAAAUAUUGCUGUUGGUCGUCGUUGACCGCGAUGACCGGGAGGACACAACCGUGCAGGACCCGGACCAUGGCCGUUUUUCUGUUGUUGGCGUGUCUGGCGCUGGUGCUGGGAGCCGACGGAGCUUCAGGAUCCACCGGGAUCGUUUCGUGUUCGCCUAACCCUUGCCUUCACGGAGGCUCUUGCUACAUGAAGAGAACCGGAGAAUUCGCUUGCAACUGUACCGGAUUGUUCGUGGGCCCGUACUGCCAGUGGAAAAACCCGUGUCACACAGGACCCGUCCCCCGUUGCCAGAACGGUGGAACGUGUGCCGUGACGCAACUGUCGCCGCACUCUCAGCCCGGAUUCGCGUGCCAGUGUCCACUGGGAUUUACCGCGUCCCUGUGCGAGAUACCCAUAUCCAAUGCAUGCGACUCCAAGCCAUGCCAGAACGGAGGCACGUGCUGGCUGCACGACAUCAAGGAGCACCGGUGUAACUGCGCCCCCGGAUUUACAGGUCCUAACUGCGAGCUGGAAGACCAUUGCGCUUCGGGACCGUGCAAGAACGGUGCCGAGUGCACGUCCAAAGACGAUUCAUACGAGUGUACGUGCGCUGCCGGGUUCUCGGGCACCACUUGCUCGGAAGACAUUGAGGAAUGUUCGACCACGGAGCCUUGUGUGCACGGACAGUGCCACAACACGCACGGGUCUUACGCGUGUUUCUGCGAUCCAGGUUACACGGGAAAGAAUUGCGAGAUGGUGUACGUUCCUUGUGAACCAUCGCCGUGCAUGAACAACGGCCGGUGCAUGCAAAUCGACGAUCUCAAUUACGAGUGCAAGUGCAAGUCAGGUUUCCGGGGUAAAAACUGCGAGGAAAAUAUCGACGAUUGUAUACCCCACGCUUGCCUGAACGGUGGGACUUGCGUGGACGGCGUUAACGCUUACACGUGCUCUUGCCCGCAGCAAUGGACCGGCGAGUCCUGCGAAUCCGACGUGGACGAGUGCGCUAUGCGACCCAGCGUCUGUCACAACGGAGCCACGUGCACCAACUCUUUGGGCUCUUACAAUUGCAUAUGCGUCAACGGCUGGACCGGCCAGGACUGUUCGGUGAACAUCGACGAUUGUGCCGGAGCUGCUUGUUUCAACGGCGCCACUUGUAUCGACAGAGUAGGAAGUUUCCACUGCCAGUGCACUCACGGCAAGACCGGUCUGCUCUGCCACUUGGAUGACGCCUGCACGUCGAACCCUUGUCACGCUGACGCCAUAUGCGACACCAGCCCGAUCAACGGCUCGUACACUUGUUCGUGUGCGUCUGGCUACAAAGGAAUCGACUGCUCGGAGGACAUCAACGAAUGCGAACAAGGAUCGCCGUGCGAACACGACGGAGUGUGCGUCAACACGCCCGGGUCGUUUGCCUGCAAUUGCCCACAAGGAUUCACGGGGCCUCGGUGCGAGACCAACGUCAACGAGUGCGAUUCCCAUCCGUGCAAAAAUGAAGGGUCCUGUCUCGACGAUCCCGGCACCUUCCGAUGCGUUUGCAUGCCAGGUUUUGCCGGUACACAAUGCGAAAUCGACGUGGACGAAUGCGAAGCCGAACCUUGCGAAAACGGCGGCCUUUGCACGGACAUGAUCAACGGGUACAAAUGUUCCUGCCCCGCAGGGUUUUCCGGUCCACGGUGCCAGACCAACAUCGACGACUGCGUAAGCAACCCUUGCCGUCACGGCGGCAUCUGCCACGACUCCAUCGCCGGUUACCAGUGCGAGUGCUCGCCGGGUUUCACCGGUUUCAAUUGCGAACACAACAUCAACGACUGUCUGUCGAACCCUUGCAAGCACGGCGAAUGCAUCGACGGACAGAACUCGUUCACUUGUUCCUGUCAUCCCGGCUACACGGGACUACUGUGCCAGGACCAGCUGGACGAAUGCGCGUCCGCCCCUUGUCAACACGGUGGUUCCUGCGAGGAUUUGAUCAACGGCUAUCAGUGUCGGUGCCGAGCCGGCACGUCCGGACCCAACUGCGAGAUAAACAUCAACGAGUGCGUGUCCAACCCGUGCCGGAACGGAGCCAAGUGCAUCGACGGCAUCAACAAGUACUCUUGCGAUUGCCUUGCCGGUUUCACCGGUUUGCACUGCGAGAUGAACGUGGACGAGUGCGCCAGCAGUCCUUGCGCCAACGGUGGAAGUUGCGUGGACCUCGUGGCCGGUUGGCGGUGUGAAUGCCCUCGCGGAUACUACGGGCCCCGGUGCCUGUCCGAUAUCGACGAAUGCGCCAGCAACCCUUGUUCCCUGAACGCUCUCCGCUGUGAAGACGGGCUCAACCAGUUCAUAUGCCACUGCCGGCCGGGAUACACGGGAAAACGGUGCGAGUUCGACAUCGACGAGUGCAGUUCCAAUCCUUGCCAACACGGCGGAGUUUGCACGGACCGGGUGAACGGAUAUACGUGCCAGUGCAAACCCGGAUACUCGGGACACAACUGCGACAUUAAUAUUGAUGACUGCGCGGUCAACCCGUGUAAGAACGGCGGCUCUUGUAUAGAUUUGGUGAACGCCUACAAGUGUGUAUGCCAAUUGCCGUUUACGGGCCCGGAAUGCCAAAGCCGUUUGGACCCGUGCACUCCAAACAGAUGUCGGAACGGAGCCAAGUGUUCGCCAUCGAGCAAUUAUUUAGAUUUUACCUGCGAGUGCUCCAUCGGUUGGAAAGGCCGCUUGUGCAACGAAGACGUGGACGAAUGCGCUCUGACGGCACCGUGUCGAAACGGUGCAACUUGCAUUAACACCGACGGGUCAUACAAGUGCGCUUGCGCUCCAGGAUUCCAGGGCCGAGACUGCGUCAUCAACACGGACGAGUGUGCCUCAUCUCCUUGUCAAAACGGAGCCACUUGUUUGGACGGAAUCGGCGAUUACACUUGCAUGUGUUCGGACGGAUUUUCGGGUAGACAUUGCGAGGUGGACAUCGACGAAUGCGUGUCUCAACCAUGUCUGAAUGGAGCUACAUGCAAGCAAUAUGUCAACUCGUAUACUUGCACGUGCCCGAUAGGAUUUUCUGGCAUUCAUUGCCAGACCAACGACCAAGACUGUACCGAUUCGUCGUGUAUGAACGGCGGCUCUUGCGUAGAUGGCAUCAACAACUAUACCUGCAUUUGCCCGUCUGGAUACAACGGUCUCAACUGUCAAACACGAAUAAACGAAUGUGAUUCAUCACCUUGCGAAAACAGCGGUACUUGUUUGGAUCACGGCAAAUAUUACACGUGCCAUUGUGCGUAUGGAUACACGGGCAAAAACUGUGAAUCACUGGUGGACUGGUGUGGCGGCGGCGGCGGAAUACCGGAUCCCUGCGAAAACGGAGCUACCUGCAAGCAAAUGCAAAACACCUACCAGUGUGUGUGUCAACCUGGUUGGACUGGUAAAGUAUGCGACGUGGAAAUGGUGUCGUGCAAAGACGCCGCUCUGCGGAAGGGCGUUCGACGUGACGCCCUGUGCCAUAACAGCGGAGUUUGCGAGGAUAUCGGCAACAGUCACCGCUGUCAUUGCGCUGAUGGUUACGCUGGAAGUUACUGUACGAAAGAGAUCAACGAAUGCGAUUCUGCUCCUUGCCAAAACGGAGCCACGUGCAGAGAUUUAGUCGCAGGAUAUUCAUGCCAGUGCCCGCGUGGUUUCCAAGGACAAAAUUGCGAACUCAACGUGGACGACUGUCACCCGAACCCGUGUCAAAACGGUGGAACUUGUAGAGAUUUGAUUAACGGCUUUAGUUGUUCUUGUCCGCCGGGCACUUUGGGUAUAAUUUGUGACAUAAACAUUGACGACUGUUCGCCCGACGCCUGCCACAACAACGGUACUUGCAUUGAUCGGGUCGGAGGAUUUGAUUGCCGGUGCCCUGCUGGUUUUGUGGGCCAUCGGUGCGAAGGCGACAUAAACGAAUGUUUGUCUAACCCGUGUGACCCGUUCGGUACGUUGGACUGCGUACAGCUGGUGAACAACUAUCAUUGUAAUUGCCGCGGAGGUUACAUGGGAAGACAUUGCGAAAUGAAGGUGAACUUCUGUGAAAGCAGUCCUUGCCAAAACGGCGGCGUGUGCACUCAAGUGGAAGGCGGUCACACGUGCGCUUGCCCGAAAGAGUUUUCUGGUAGAAACUGCGAGUUCUUCGGCGUCGACUGCGAUUCGAGUCCAUGUCAAGGCGACGGGAUAUGCCACUCACUGGAACACGGAGGAUAUCGUUGUGAGUGUCCACCGGGCACCACGGGUUCUCACUGUGAAAUCGACAGCUACAACGAAUGUGAGAGUAACCCGUGUGAACACGAUGGCACGUGUCAGAAUAAGCUCGGAGAUUACGCUUGCUUCUGUCCACAAUACUGGUCCGGGAAGAACUGCAACAUGUACGAUUCAAAGUUCAAAGGCGGUCUUGGUAAAUUCCCGUCCAAAGGCAUUAUGACGAAGAAAGACUACGAUUGGGAACGCGAGUUGGCCGCGUGCGUUACAAACGGGUGUCAGGCCAAAUCUCAGGACAACAGAUGCCACCCAGAGUGCAAUACUGCUGCGUGCGAUUUCGACGGUGGCGACUGUUCGCUUGGAUUGAACCCGUGGAGAAACUGUACUGCAACUAAGAACUGCUGGCAAGUAUUCGCCGACGGACACUGUGAUGUUGACUGUAACACGCCCGAAUGUCUUUACGACGGUAGAGACUGUGAACGUAUUCUUCAGCCUUGCAAUCCCAUAUACGACGCUUAUUGUCAAAGUCAUUAUGCCGAUGGUCACUGCGAUUAUGGAUGUAACAACGCUGAAUGUAACUGGGACGGUUUGGAUUGUGAAAUGAAACCGCCCAAACUGGCCGAAGGCUCUAUUCGUUUAGUUCUCAGGAUGGACUAUCACCAACUCCUAUCAAAUAUAACGUCGUUUUUGCGUGAUGUCGGUAGAGAAUUACGAGCCACCGUUCGCGUGAAGCAAGACGAUUUGACCAACAAACAGAUGAUUUUCCCUGCGGAGUCUCCACCCGGAGCCGUUGUAGUCUAUUUGGAAAUCGAUAACAGAAAAUGCGAAAUCACCAGAGACGUUGAAUGUUUUUCGAGCGCCACAGGGGCUGCGGGAUUCUUAGCCGCCUCGGCAGCAAGUCACGCUUUGUCGACUUCAUUCCCCAUUUACAGAGCAGAGGGUGUCGGACCAGGAAGUCAAAUACCGAUAGAACAGCCAAGAAGCAGCACAGCUUUAGUUCUGACCGGAAUGUUCUUAAUACUAGUAGUCGGACUCAGUCUCGGCGUGUUGAUAUCUACUCAUCGUAAAAAGGCCGCAGGCAUUACAUGGUUCCCAGAAGGAUUCUUGCGGACCGGAAGCAACAAUAGUAGGACUAGUACGCAAAGGCGCGUUCCCGACGGCCAAGAGCUGCGGACUAUGAAACAGAACAACAUGACGCUUAGUUGUAUGGAUAUGAGCAACGGCGGAAUGACAAUGGGCAGAGGCGCAGGCGCUUGGUCGGACGAAGACGCCGAGGGCGAUAUGCCGCCAGCCAAAAGACACAGGCCCGCUCCUAUAAUAUCAUCACAGCCGCUGGACAACCCUUACGACGACGUUUGGAGUCAUUGUAAUUUGAAUUCGAACGAUAACAAAGCGACGGUUAUGUACACUCCGCCGUCGAGGGAAACCGAAGUCAACGAAAGACUGCCAGGCGGUUUGACCAGACUAAUGGACGUGACGGUCGCGGGAUGUGCCGGACUGGACACGAGCAUUGACAACGAGGACGAAGACGGACAAGAUGCUACUACUAACAUGAUAUCCGAAUUGGUUUCUCAGGGGGCCGAACUGAACGCUACUCUGGACAAGACCGGAGAGACCUCGUUACAUUUGGCCGCGAGAUACGCUCGAGCGGACGCUGCCAAGCGACUCUUGGACAUGGGCGCCGACGUUAACUUCCAAGACAAAACUGGCCGAACUCCUUUGCACGCAGCCGUAGCGGCAGACGCCAUGGGCGCAUUCCAGAUACUGUUGAGAAACCGGUCGACAAAUCUAAACGCCAGAAUGCACGACGGCACCACUCCUCUGAUAUUGGCUGCCAGGCUGGCCAUCGAAGGAAUGGUCGAGGAUUUGAUACACGCCGACGCCGACAUCAAUAUACCGGACAACAGCGGCAAGACGGCGUUGCAUUGGGCGGCGUCCGUCAACAACGUAGACGCUGUCAACAUACUGUUGGCCAACAACGCCAACAAGGACGCUCAAGACGAUAAGGACGAAACGCCGUUGUUCUUGGCCGCCAGAGAGGGAAGUUACGAAGCGUGCAAAGCCCUGUUGGACAAUUUCGCCAACCGUGAAAUCGCCGACCACAUGGAACGGUUACCCAGAGACGUGGCCAGCGAACGGCUGCACCACGACAUCAUACGGCUGUUGGACUCGCACGUGGCGCAUCCCAACGCCCAAACCAUGUUGCCGGUCAACAACAACUUCAUGAGUAAGUCUCCGCGCAGCCGGAUUCGGCCGCCAACCGGAACUGACCGAAACGUGGGUUUGUUUGCAGACUCGCAGCAUAUACUGACGCACUCCAACAUCAACAUCCCGGGCAUCAAGCUGAACAACGGCGGCACGGCCAAGGGCAAGAAAAGGCCGAAACCGUCGAACCCGACCAGCCCGGCCGACUCGAUCGACUCGAACGUGUCGCUCAAGCGCAAAGGCAGCGUCAAGAAACCGCCGCCUCCGCCACCACUGUCGUCGUCGGCAGCCGCGCCCAGCAACAAGAAACCGUUCGGCCUGGACGUGUGCGUCGGCCCCAACAACAUGGACCUGAUGGCUCUGGACGUGUCCAGGCUGUACGGCAACGGUCUGCCGUCCCAACCGCCGGCCUACGAGGAGUGUCUGGCCCAGCCCCAGCGGAUGCCCAACUACGGUGCGUCAAUGCAUCACCAACAGCACCACCAGCAGCAACAGCAACAGCAGCAGCAACCCGACUACCGGACCAUGCACCAGCAGUUGUUGGGCAUGCAGACGUCGUUCCAAGAACCGUCGCCGCCGCACAGUGUGGUGAUGUCGCCUUCGCCGGGCAAGACCAGACCGUCGUUGCCCACUUCGCCCACGCACAUGCAAGCCCUGCGGCACGCCACCAUGCAGGCUGUGGAUCCGUUCAGUCAGUUCCAUCACUUCUACGGCACGCAGCCGGCGUCGUUGCAACAACCCCCUGCGCUGCCGCAACACCCCCAACAGUACCUGACGCCACCCUCCGACGCGGCGCCCGAGAGUUUCCCAACCCCUUCGCCGGACUCACCUUGGCAUUGGUCGUCGUCCUCGCCCAAUUCCAACUCGGACUGGUCGGAAGGCAUUUCGUCACCGCCGAACCACAACAACAACAACAACCAUUCUAACAAAGUUUCCGAUGCCGUCUACAUCUGAUCGUUGUGUCCAUCGGUUAGCUUAAAAUGUUUAUUUUGUACAUUGUAUAUAACCUUUCAUAUGUUGAUUUGUGUAUAAUUUCGAGUCAUGGAACGUCCAGAAAGAACAGUUGUCGAUAAUUGCACGGGUUCUUAAUGAGGGAUAGAUUUCCAAUACCCUUGGGAAAAUCGGCGUAGACAGGAUAAGAUAAUUUUCUCUCGUCUCUGGCUACACUGUACAUUUGCCAACUGGAAAAUGUGCAAAUAAUCAGUUUUUAAUUAUGGUCAAUUUCUGCCCACACUGAUUCGCUCGACAAUUUUACUGAUUAUGUUUUCUCAUAAAUCGUUCUUUCUGGUUAUUCUGUGAUCAAGUUCUCGUACCCUCCCUCGCUCUCCCCACUUUUUUUUCUUGGUACAUACUUAAGUUGUUUAAAAUACAGAUUUUAUAUACAUAUAUAUCUAUAUUUAUAAAUUUAUUUUAUUUUAUUAUAUUAUAAUAAUAAUGAUAAUUAUUAUUAUUAUUUAUAUCUGUGUACCAUUUUUCCCCCUAUCAAACACCGCUCUACGUACCGCGUUCGUUACGGUGUCUACCAAUCUUUACUAUUUUAUUAUUACCCUCAUUAUGACUAUUAUUAUAUUAUUAUUAUUAUUAUUAUUAUUAUUACCUAUUAUUAUUAUUAUUAUUAUUAUUAUUGCUACUUUUAUUAAUUUUUGUUCUUUUAAUUUUGUCUCGUUGUCUUGUCGAGAAAAUGACUCUAUCGAACAAUCUUAGAAUAAUCAACUAGACUUAUUCGGUUGUAAAGCACAACGACAAGACUGCUAAUAAAUGUAUAUAAUAUAUAUAUAUAUUUUUUUUUUUUGUACAAAAUCUUUUUUUUUACUAAGGGAUUGUUCGUUCACGAUCUCAACACAUGACAUAUUAGUUAUAAAAAAUAUUAUUGUUAUUGAAAUAUUAUUGUAAAUUAUUAUUUUCUAGUAAUUUUAUGUUUUUUUUUUUUGUAAAAUCAGGAUAAAUAAGAUAUUAUCAGAAAAAAACAAAUUGUAGUAUUCCCUUGAAAAAAUAAUAUUAUUGUAUUAUUAUUACUUUUAAUAUUGAUUAAUGGUUCUCUAUAAAAAAAAAUACAGUUGUAUAAAAAACGGAGAGCAUAUUCGGUCCCAAUAAAUAAAUUUGUGUUCUGUGAUUCAAAUUUAGUAUAAAUUCCAUUGAUCGACAGAGUCGAUGAUAUAUUUUGUCAUAUUAUUUUGUUUAUAUAUAUUAUGUACAUGCUAUAAGAAUUUCUGAAAAUAAAUUAUAUGUUAAAUA
Adelges cooleyi (spruce gall adelgid) is the source of this 9278-nucleotide messenger RNA. It is a transcript of the gene N, whose product is annotated as neurogenic locus Notch protein. The record is from RefSeq and is a predicted model, not a curated record. Gene Ontology annotation, cellular component: membrane. The transcript is spliced from 18 exons. Gene Ontology annotation, molecular function: calcium ion binding; protein binding. Gene Ontology annotation, biological process: cell differentiation; regulation of developmental process; Notch signaling pathway. Lineage: Eukaryota; Metazoa; Arthropoda; Insecta; Hemiptera; Adelgidae. The coding region runs from base 687 to 7997 and encodes 2436 amino acids.